This is a messenger RNA of Lithohypha guttulata, 990 nucleotides long. It is a transcript of the gene rec14, whose product is annotated as Ski complex subunit Rec14. Bases 1 to 990 code for a protein of 329 amino acids. Gene Ontology annotation, cellular component: nucleus. NCBI's taxonomy places the organism in Eukaryota, Fungi, Ascomycota, Eurotiomycetes, Chaetothyriales, Trichomeriaceae. The record is from RefSeq and is a predicted model, not a curated record. The transcript is spliced from 3 exons. Gene Ontology annotation, molecular function: protein binding.
AUGUCCAAACAAUACCUAGCCCAACACACCAUAGAUGAUGCCCAUCAAACCGAUAUCUUCGCCAUAACAGCAACACCAGCGCAAAUAAUCACAGGCUCCGGCAGCCCUGAUCUCAAAGUCCAUUCGACAGUUCAAUCGGAUUUUCCUCAAGAGCAAGUCCUCAAAGACGCUCAUCCACUCGGCACCCAUCACGUUACAGUCUCAGCAGAUCACUCAACACUUGUGUCAGUCGGCUUUGGCAGCGAAGCUAAGAUCUGGCGGUUUAGCGAUGGGAUUUGGAAAAGUGCUGGGGACCUUCCUAGUGCCAAGAAAGCAGGUGAACUCUGGGCUGUAGCGCUUGACUCGGAGGGCAAGUAUCUCGUCGGUACGACAUAUGAUGGACGGGUCAACGUUUGGGAGCUGGCGAGGGUCCUUGAUGAGAAGAGCGGAGAGGAAAAGAUCACGGCACAGAAAUUCGUGGAAUGGGAGACCAGAGGAGGAUUUGGUCUGGCUGUUGAUGUCUCCCCCGACAACGCCAUGACAGCGACCUCCCACCCAUCAGGCAACAUUUACCUCUUCAGCACCUCCACAACCCGACUCCUCCACUCUCUUCCAACACAGUCAGCUCCUGUCCGAACGAUAAAGUUCUCCCCAGGCUCGACUCUCCUCGCUGCAGCUGGCGAUAGCACUCUCAUCUCCCUCUACGACGCCAAAUCCGGCGAGACUGUGGCUCUGUUACGUGGCCAUGAUUCCUGGAUUACAAGUUUGGACUGGAGUUACACAGGCGAAUAUCUGGUCAGUGCUAGUCUGGAUGGGAAGGUCAAGAUAUGGAGCGUUGAGACUAGGACGUGUGUAUGCACGAUGACUGAUGGCGAAGGUAGAGGAAUAUGGGGCGUCAAGUGGCUGCCUAAAGGUGAGACGAGUAGUGAAAGAGGAAAGGCUGAGCGGUUUGUGACAGGUGGGAAUGGAGGUAGUGUAGGAAUUUACAGGGAGGCUAGUGGUGCUAGCUAG